Molecule: messenger RNA, 5686 nt
Organism: Culex pipiens pallens (northern house mosquito)
Lineage: Eukaryota; Metazoa; Arthropoda; Insecta; Diptera; Culicidae
Exons: 4
Coding region: 711-4199 (1162 amino acids)
Cellular component (GO): nucleus
Molecular function (GO): DNA binding
Source: RefSeq, a predicted model, not a curated record
CUACGUAUUCUAAUCAAAAACCUAUCUUCGCCAUAUGGAGAGUUUGUUGCUUGAUUAAAGCUUCAAUAAUUGGAUUUUCAUUGUAAUAUACCAACCAAACGAUUAAAGACGAGUAAGCACGCAGUCUGGUAAAUGUUUUAGAGCCAAAAGUAAGCUAUUUUCACUAAAAUUAGCGAAAAACAUAAUUUUGAUCGAUUUUUCCUCCAUCUGGAAAGCAUCGAUUGGCAUGUUUGAAAAUAACUUCUGAUCGCUUAAGCUUAGUCUUUUGGAACACAUCAUUUUGGUUUCAAUAUUUCUCACUUAUUUUAACACACUUCACAACUUUUUUUGACGCUAACCUUUAAACAAUCAUUUCCACAUUGACACUAAAAUAUAUUUUUUCAUGAAAAUGUUAGUUUUUAGUAAGAAAAUUCACUUUAAAAAUUAUUCAAAAUCACCAGCUGCAAUUGUAUUUUCAUCAAGCUUCGGCACUCCUUCAAGCUGGCACAAACACUUACACAUUUGCAGUGUUGCCAAACAAUAACACAUUAUUUUCCUAGUUUUUCUAUGACGCCUCAAUCUUUUCCCUCUAUGCAACCCAAGUUUGCCAUGAAACUGGCAACUCAUGCGUCAUUUUCAACUUGAAAACUGAUUAGACCCUUUAUAAAGUUCGGUUGACAGUUCAUCACUGUCAAAAUUGUGAAAAUCGUCGUGGCGUUUUUUUGCAAAAAAUGAUUUCUGGUGAGUUAAAAAAGGUAAUUUUGAAGCAAAUAUUCAAAUUUUACAAAUCUUUUGUUUCAGAACCCGGAGAAACCCCUCUGGAUUUGUCCAUUCCGGGCAACAAGGACAACAAUCCUCGUCGGCGUUGUUUAUUCCAAGCAACACGACCACUUGACCUCCGAAAUUACAAAACAGUGACUGCCAGCUCACAUGACGACAUCGCGAUGUUCCUCGAGAACAACCCGCCCGGAGGCGGCCCCGGAACCUACGCCACCAGGAGAACGAUCAACAUGAGUGCGUUCGCUGCACCGGAGGAGAACGCGAUGUUCCUCGAAAACAAUCCGCCCGGAGGCGGCCCCGAAACCUACGCCACCAACAGAACGAUCAACGUUAGUGCAUUCGUUGCACCGGAGGGGAACGCGACGUUCCUCGAGAACAACCCGCCCGGAGGCGGCCCCGGAACCUACGCCACCAGGAGAACGAUCAACAUGAGUGCAUUCGCUGCACCAGAGGAGAACGCGAUGUCGCUUGAGAACAGCCCGCCCGGAGGCGGCCCCGGAACCUACGCCACCAACAGAACGAUCAACGUUAGUGCAUUCGUUGCACCGGAGGGGAACGAGACGUUCCUCGAGAACAACCCGCCCGGAGGCGGCCCCGGAUCCUACGCCACCAGGAGAACGAUCAACAUGAGUGCGUUCGCUGCACCGGAGGAGAACGCGAUGUUCCUCGAAAACAAUCCGCCCGGAGGCGGCCCCGAAACCUACGCCACCAACAGAACGAUCAACGUUAGUGCAUUCGUUGCACCGGAGGGGAACGCGACGUUCUUCGAGACCAACCCGCCCGGAGGCGGCCCCGGAACCUACGCCACCAGGAGAACGAUCAACAUGAGUGCGUUCGCUGCACCGGAGGAGAACGCGAUGUUCCUCGAGAACAACCCGCCCGGAGGCGGCCCCGGAACCUACGCCACCAACAGUACGAUCAACGUUAGUGCAUUCGUUGCACCGGAUGAGAACGCGAUAUCGCUCGAGAACAAUCCGACCGGAGGCGGUCCAGGAAAGACUAAAGGCGAGCAUCGAUAUUCGGAGGAAGACGUUCAAACCGCCCUUGAACAAAUUCGAAUCGGAUUGAUUUCGAUUUAUCAAGCGAGUAUCGACUUCAACAUUCCGCGCGGGACGUUGCAGUACCGCCUGAGCGAUAAGUUUAAAAAUAAACUCACCACUGGCCCACCCACUGUGCUUACUGCAUCUGAAGAGGUCAAGCUCGUAGAAUGGUUAUUUGACAUGCAAAGAAAGGGAUUUCCCCUAACAUCACCUGGCCUGCAGGCCAAAGUUGCAGAUUUCAUUAAAGCGUCGCCUCGGCCAAACACGUUUAAAGAUGGAUCUCCAGGACAAAGCUGGCUGAACGGUUUCAUGAGGCGUCACCCGAGCAUCGCAAUCCGUACACCGGAGGGGGUCUCGGCAGCAAGUGCGCGUGUUUCAGAAAACGACCUAAGAGGAUGGUACAGAUCAGUGUUGGCAUAUGGUGGAUUGCAUCCGGAGAUCUUGGAGGCCUUGAAGGACCCGACGCGCAAAAUCAACGGUGAUGAAAUAGGGUUCUAUAUGUACAAGCUUGCCAAGAAAGUUCUUGCUAAGAAAGGCAGCAGAGACGUUAUGCUGGUGGAAACCGGAGAUCCAAAAAAAAAUAUCACCGUCCUGUUUUGCUUCAGUGCGGAUGGGUUUUGCUUUCCACCCGAUAUCAUCCUGCCGUACAACCGACUCCCGACCGACGUAAUCCAAAGCGUUCCAGGGCCAUGGGGCAUUGGCAAGUCUGACAACGGGUGGAUGGACACACCAAACUUUGUUCUCUACAUUCGUAAAAUUCUGUAUCCAACGCUGGUACGCCGUGGCGUUAAGUUCCCGGUUGUUUUUUUCGUUGAUGGCCACAAAUCCCAUACGGCAUUUGCAGCAGCAGAUGCGUGCGCGAAAUUGGGUAUAGUACUAAUUGCUAUUUACCCAAAUUCGACUAGAAUUAUACAGCCUGCCGACGUUGGAAUUUUUGGCCCCCUGAAACAAUCGUGGCGCAAAAUUGUUCAGCAACGACCACCGAACGACCCACUAACAACCCGGAACUUCGCACCAAGCCUCCAAACUGCCAUGAACGAAGCCUUGAAAGAAGAAACAAUCAAGAAGUCUUUUGUAAUUACUGGAAUUCAUCCGUUCGAUGAGAACGCUCCAAAUUAUUCGAAGUGUUUGGCAAAAUCUGCUAGUGGUAAAGGCCAACAAGCAAACGGUUCAUCGUGCGUUCCAAGCGCCGCCGAACAUCCGUCGGCGAGCAGCCCGAACGACAGCAGCGUGGCAAGCACCAGCUUCGCGCCAUCCCCGGUUCAAAGCUUUCCGAGAGUCCACAAACAUCCGUCGGCGAGCAGCCUGAACGACAGCAGCGUGGCAAGCACCAGCUUCGCGCCAUCCCCGGUCCAAAGCUUUCCGAGAGUCCACAAACGUCCGUCGGCGAGCAACCCGAACGACAGCAGCAUGGCAAGCUACAGCUUUGCGCUAUCAGACCAAGGCUUUCCAAGCGCCGCCGAACAUCCGUCGGCGAGCAGCCCGAACGACAGCAGCGUGGCAAGCACCAGCUUCGCGCCAUCCCCGGUCCAAAGCUUUCCGAGAGUCCACAAACGUCCGUCGGCGAGCAACCCGAACGACAGCAGCAUGGCAAGCUACAGCUUUGCGCUAUCAGACCAAGGCUUUCCAAGCGCCGCCGAACAUCCGUCGGCGAGCAGCCCGAACGACAGCAGCGUGGCAAGCACCAGCUUCGCGCCAUCCCCGGUCCAAAGCUUUCCGAGAGUCCACAAACGUCCGUCGGCGAGCAACUCGAACGACAGCAGCAUGGCAUGCUCCAGCUUUGCGCUAUCAGACCAAGGCUUUCCAAGCGCCGACGAACAUCCGUCGGCGAGCAGCCCGAACGACAGCGGAUCGUCCACUGGCCAACUUCGCGAAAUUCUGGGAGAUGAUACUCAGAUUGAGAUUGAUCUUUUCGAACUUAGUGAUGGUCUCCCUUGUGAUUCAGCUUUACCUCUUCAGGAAGUUACCAACAAACGCCGUGUCAGUAUUACUGAUUUCUUACAAACUCCUCCCACGCCGAAGCGUAAGUCUAAGCACAUUAACUACAAGAUCAAGACCAACCCUAUUUUAACAGCUUCAGAAAGGCUUGAAGAGCUACGGCAGGCUGAAGAAGAAAAAGCUAACAAAAUACGACAGCAACAAGAAAAUGCCAGAAAAAGGGAGGAAGUAAGACUAGGCAAGUUAGCAGAGAAAGAGAGGCGCGAGGAAGCAAGAGUGGUUAGGCAGGCAGAGAUUCAGCAGCGUGAGGUGGAAAGAAAGCGAAAGCGCGAAGAGAAAGCUGAAUGGAAGAAACUACAAGAAACCGUGAAGCUAAGAAAAAUUGAAGAGAAGAGAGAAAGGAAAGAAGCUAAAAAGAAAGCUGCACAAGCACCUGAUGACAUUUUUGUCCGAUUGCGAUAAUUUAGACUAAUUUGCAUCAAAGCUACCCGGAUAACUAAAUGAUUACACAUCUUGCGAACAAGAUUUUUUGUUUUUGUAUCUCAUAAAUUUAAGGAUUGAAUUAAAAAACAACACUUGAUUUGAAAGACAACAGACUAUUUGCUGAUAAUAAACUUUCGCUGAAUAUAGGUAGUAAAAACCUUUUUUUUUAUUUUCUGAGACUCGUUUGCGUUGAAAACACACCAUCUUUAUCGCCUAAACAGCCGUUCUACGCAUAAUUGUCCCAUGUUCGAAAAAGUGCAACUGAGAAAAACGCGAUUAGGACCCUAUUCACCCAUUGACGUCCCUAAUCAUCCCAGUUAGCAGUUUAUCACUCUUAUUAGUUAUCCUCUUUGAAUACAACAGGCAAACAAGACACAAAAAAAUACUUGGUGGGACAAUUAUGCGUUGAAGUACACCGAUUGGACAGACUUGAUGUUGAUUUUAAUGGGUUUGCGAAUAAAGUACAACAUUUCAUGUGUUUUUCUUAAAGUAUAGGGGAAAUUCUCGGAUGUUUGGUUGGUUAAACACUCACUUCUUAUUCCAUCUAAUUGGCUAAUUUUCACUUAGCUUGCUCAUUUAUUAUCGAACUAUUUCUCACUCGAUUUCAGUUGAAACCCCUUUUUUAUGAGCUGUAAUUGAAUGUCAAAGUGCUGAUAUGGUAACAUUAGAGGCACGCUGGAAUUAGAUGCUGUUCCCCUACGUUAUACUAAACUUAAAAAUGUCAAAAUCGUAAAAAAAAAUUAAUGGGACAAUUAUGGCAGAAACUUUCAGGCACAUAUGAAAUAAUUAAAUUUUGUGCGGGAUAUCCAAUGUUUUCUUGAACAUGGGUAUUAAGGUGUUAUUUUUAAACAAGUGGUUUGAAAAUUUUUCAUUAUUUUAAAUGCUGCGGCUGUGUCCGACUUUAGCUCUUCAAAAAGAUCGGCAUCCUUCGACUCCCAUAAAUAUGGACCUUUUCUAUUGAUUUCCAUGCUCUUUUAGUAAUAUGUAUUAAAUUGCAAUAAAAUCUAGUAAGUUUUGUCCCUAUUUACCCCAGUUUGCAGUUCUGCUAAAUUACGCUGCUUGAUUUUGAAAAAAAUAUAGCGUUUAUUAUUUCCAAAAUAACGGUCAUUUUGAAAACCAAUUUAAAAACUGUCUCAGCAUUCACAGGCCCUUUGCAAAUCGAAAUUAUGGCUUUCAUGCAGAUUUUCUCUGUAGUGGUGCUUAAAAAGGCGUUGAUUAGAAUAGGUAUCUGGGAGUGAUUAUAAUAGGUUGAUUAGGCUGAAUAUACAAAUUUGAUGGCGUGAAUUAAAAAUGAUUUAAAAAAUAUAUUAAAUAACUGAAGUUCAUAUUAUUUUAUAUUAAAAUGUUCAGGAAGAGUUGCUCUUUCUAAUGAACAUAGAAACUUGAUGAUUUAAUUGAAAAUUGCUGAGAAAUUCUUACAGAAACCAAGAGUCGCCGCUUAAUAGGCUGAAAAUAGGUAGAUUUCC